AAAAAGUUCGUUGUUUGAUCAAUAACGGUCUGAGUCCUCACAGGCAGCCAGCCUCUCCUGAAAGUCCAAUUUAUAACCUUAUUCCUGUCUUUUUUCCAAGAUGAACAGAGUUAUUCUCCAGCUUAUUGCAGUCGGAGUCUGCUUUGCAGUCGGUCAAGCUCUGCAGUGCUACAAAUGCCAGAUUGGUUUGGGGGAACUCUGCAUAACCACUAAAACCACAUGUGACAGCGGAGAACAAUGCUUCAGUGGUGUUGGGAAAGCAGUCCGCUACAUGGAUAUCAAGAUGAAGGGCUGCUUAAAAGUGGCCGAGUGCAACCAGACCAAAGACGUGACCUUCCCCUCCAGCAGCUCCAACAGCACCACCCUCUACAGCAUGACCAAGACGUGCUGCGAUACCAACCUGUGUAACGCUGUGCCCGGUCUGCCCGGGACCUCCGGGGUGAGCCUGGCCCUCGCCACCAUCACUGCUCUGUUUGUGGCCAACAUCCUAGUUUGACAGAAAAUACAGUGGAUGACACAAAGUGCAUACACACAUAAAACACACACGCAUGGGUCUUGUGUUUACUAUCCUUGAGGUGUAUUGUGAGUUUUGAUUUCACACAAGUGUUUGUAUCAGUUAAAAUUUAAUUCCCUCUUCUGUUUUGUAUUUUUAGAUUGAUCAGUCAACUGUCCCAGUCCUCAUUUCACUAUAAGGGGUAUUAAAAUGUUAGUUGACAAUUUAAGUCUAAAACAAGCGUGUAACACUGACAUCAAAGAUGAUUUAAGAUGUCCACCACAUGCUUAAAGUGCCCUGCAAUAAACUUUCUCCACUUGAAUGAAUAGUAUGAAGUUUAGGUACAAUGCUAUGAGUGUCAAUAGCUGAAUCACAUCAGGUCAGUUACUGCCAUUUCAGCUUAAAGGUGUAGUGCAACAUUCUGGGAAAUGCGCUUAUUUGCUUUUUUUUUUUUUUUUUGCUGCCAAGAGUUGGAUUAGAAGAUCGAUUCCUCUCUGUCCAUUAAAUCUGAAGUUACAUCUAGCAGCCAGUUAGCUUAGCUUAGCAUAAAGACUGGAAAAAGCUAGCCUGGCUGUGUCCGAAGGGGAAAAAAUUUGCCUACUAGAACCUCUAAAGCUCACUAAUUAACACGUAUCUCAUUUUUUAAAUCCAUAAGUAAUCCUUGUAAAAGUUGUGUUUUUUUACACACACUUCACUUAAUUUGUGAGCUUGGUUGUAGUAAGUGUAUUCUUUGACCAUUUGACAUAGCCAGGUUAGCUGUUUCCAGUCUUUAUGCUAAGCUAACCAUCUCCUAGCUUUAGCUUUUACUGUACACACAUGAAAGUGUUCUUAUCUAACUCUAUGCAAAAAGGGGAAUAAGCAUAUUUCUCAAAAUGUUGAACUAUUCCUUUAAUUUAUUGCCUUUGACCUGCUGUUUUGUCAUUUUAGAGUCACAAUAUUCAAAUGCCAAUAUAUAGAUUUCAAAGCAUUUCUCUUUCCUUUCAUUCAUUGCCAUUUCCUUUGUGUUCACUAUAUAAACGUGUUGCUAACACAAUGUAAAUUGUCUCUUGGCUUAUGUAUGGUACUGUCUGUGAAAAUAAUAAUUUUUCUUUUGCUGGUUUUUGCUUUUUUUGACACAAAUAACUCCAUCAAUUCUGUGUUUAACCUGUUUUAUUUUUUAUAUUUGUGUCAAAUCCACACUGCAAAUUACUCAAAAUGUGGAGUAAAAGCUUUUGCUUAUCUUGCUAGUUUUAAAUGUGUGUGUGCGUGUAUGUAUGGGUGUAUAUAUAUAUAUAUAUAAAUAUAUAUGGGAAGAACAUGAUUAAAUUGAUAAUUUGAGAUAUUGAAUUAAAAUUGAGAUUGUAGCAAUUUGAAAUAUGUCAGGGCUGAUCUUUAGAUAUUCAACACAAAUCAUUAAAGAUGAGUUACACAUUCCUGAAACCAACACUUUUGGCAUUGUUUUCCAAAAAAAAGAAAUGUGUAGGCCUGUCUGAAUGUUUUUGUGAAACUGGUUAUGUAGACAAUUUGAAGAAUGUAAUAAAUAUCCAAAUUAGGGGAAAA
This is a messenger RNA of Siniperca chuatsi (mandarin fish), 2032 nucleotides long. It is a transcript of the gene spaca4l, whose product is annotated as sperm acrosome associated 4 like. NCBI's taxonomy places the organism in Eukaryota, Metazoa, Chordata, Actinopteri, Centrarchiformes, Sinipercidae. Gene Ontology annotation, molecular function: transmembrane receptor protein serine/threonine kinase activity. Bases 101 to 496 code for a protein of 131 amino acids. The record is from RefSeq and is a predicted model, not a curated record. Gene Ontology annotation, cellular component: membrane. The transcript has 3 exons.